Molecule: messenger RNA, 1019 nt
Organism: Vigna unguiculata (cowpea)
Lineage: Eukaryota; Viridiplantae; Streptophyta; Magnoliopsida; Fabales; Fabaceae
Source: RefSeq, a predicted model, not a curated record
AAAGUAAACAAAUUGAAACCACUCCAUGUACUUAAAUACCAUGAUGUGUGUACAUAAACACACACAUGAACAAAGACAUCAUCUGAUUUAUUCAUUGUUCCAAGUCAACCUUAUUAUGGCAACCCUUUUCAUGGUUCCUUGCCAGCAUCAAUUGCUGAAGAAGUUGCAGAGCCAUUGUCAUCCAAAGCCACCACCAUCACCACCAUCAAACUCCAUUAUCAGGAGUCAGAAAACUUCUUCAUUCAGUUUCAAAAGCAAUGCCAAUGUCCCUAUUCAUGAACUUCCUGGGGCUUCAUUUGAUCAAUACAUGGAUGACAAACACAGAGUUCUCAGUGCUGUGUUUUCUGGUGACAAAGCAACAACAAAACAGAUCAAUGAGGAAGAGUGGAGGAUUAACAUGCCUACCAUACAGUGCUUAUUUCUGAGUGUGAAACCAGUAGCAGAUGUGAGGUUAACAUUCAAGUCUAAAGGGGAAGAUUACCCACCUCACAUUCCUCAUCAUAUCACCAAAGUUCUUGAGCUUCACUUUACAAGGUGGGAGCUACAGGGUCUGAGUGCCCUUUACAAUGACCCUUACCAGAUAAACCUUGAUGUUAGAGGCACCAUAUACCCAGAAAGGACGGGAAAACAUAGUUGGCUCAAGAAUCAGAUGGAGAUGGAGAUAGCAUUUUGUGUUUCUCCAGCAACAGCUUUCAUUCCUGAAAGUGUCUUGCAGAAUGCCAUAGAGCUGAUUUUCAAAACAGUGUGGGAUGAAAUGAAGCAGGAAUUCCAUGGUAGAUUAUUGCAAGAUUAUAACAGGUUCAAGAGAAACAAGACCAAGAAGAUUCCUGUUCAGACUUAGUGUUCUAACUUUCUAAUUCUGAUUAACUGUCAUGAAUCUCUCUGUAAAGACAAAAGAGUGAUUCAGACUUCUCAGUCUGCACUUUGUACAUGGAUGGAUUAUUUUUUUCAAAUGACUUUCAAAUUCUGUUUUUUUUUUCUUCUAUGGAAUAAGUAAAUAUGGUAACUAUGCCCUUUCA